This is a messenger RNA of Oryza brachyantha (malo sina), 1002 nucleotides long. RefSeq names its product MAPK kinase substrate protein At1g80180-like. The transcript has a single exon. The record is from RefSeq and is a predicted model, not a curated record. The coding region runs from base 358 to 663 and encodes 101 amino acids. Lineage: Eukaryota; Viridiplantae; Streptophyta; Magnoliopsida; Poales; Poaceae.
GCUGCCGAUGAGAAAAAGAAAAUCCUCUUUUUUUUUUUAUCUGAUCGCGACGGAGCGGAACAGUUGAGCUGAUCGAUCGCCGGCGAUCAAAGUAUAUUAUCUCCGGAGCCAGUGACCGGUGGCGGCCAUUUUUCCUCUCUUUUUUUUUUGGUACAAUUUUGAUUUUUUUUCUUCUUAAUUUACUCUCGGCGUCAUCACACGUCGCCGUCCCUUUCGGUUUCGUCUACUCGUAUCUCCCCAUAAAAAUUCGAUCUUUCGGUUCUCGGCGAACCACCCCGCCCCGGACGGAGACGACGCCGACGCCUUCGUAUAAAGCGGAUCGCUGCUCCGUGUCGUCUCCUGCCGUGUGAUCGAUCGAUGGCGGGGCUGCAGCGGUCGAGAGAGACGUUCCGGCGGUCGGGGUCGUCGGGGCUGGUGUGGGACGACAGGCACCUGUCCGGGGAGAUCAAGCCGGCGGGCGGCGACGGCACGGCGGCGGCGGCGGCGAGGGUGGAGCGGAGCAGGUCGAGCGGGCACGGCGGCGGGUACAGGGCUGCCGGGCGCGUCCAGCCGGCGCUCGACCCGCCGUCGCCGCGCGUCGCCGUGUGCGGCUUCUGCAGGUUCUUCGGCGGCAAGGGCGGGAGCGCCGGCGCCGCCGGCAAGGCGAAGGCCAGGCGCCACUGAUCGCCGUCGAUCGAGUCAUCCAGAGCUAGCGAGUAGUGACUACUCAUCGUCUCAUCAUCUGUACAUACAUGCAACCUCCAUCGGAUUGGAUUCAUACUCUCUUUUUUAUAUAUAUAGUUUCUUGCUUUCUUGCAAACUGUUUCAUGUGAUCAUGUCAUAGGUGCUUAGCACAAGAAAAGUAUGAGGUGUAAGCAAUCAUGUCUCCGUGGAUUAUCCUGUGCAAAUCUUGAUAAUAUUGUUUAUAGUAGUUAAUCUAUUCGGGCAAGGUCCGGUCUGAUUUUAUUCUUCACAGUGCAAACAAACUGCUAAAAAAAUAAUUUGUUAUUUGGGAAAAAUAAC